Messenger RNA from Zingiber officinale, 2317 nucleotides. Its product is annotated as protein NRT1/ PTR FAMILY 5.2-like. Bases 373 to 2154 code for a protein of 593 amino acids. Gene Ontology annotation, biological process: transmembrane transport. The transcript is spliced from 4 exons. Lineage: Eukaryota; Viridiplantae; Streptophyta; Magnoliopsida; Zingiberales; Zingiberaceae. Gene Ontology annotation, cellular component: membrane. The record is from RefSeq and is a predicted model, not a curated record. Gene Ontology annotation, molecular function: transmembrane transporter activity.
UGCCAAUUUUUUCAAUAGCGGGCAGGGUGUUGAUCUUGUCAACCCCUGAUUAAGCUUAGCUAUAGCUUAAUAUCCAUAUUCAGGUCUAUAAAUAAUGAAGCAGGAAGCUAACAGCACUAUACAGCAUAUUGACCAUGUCCUACUUAUUCGAGGUUAACAACAGGGUUUUUCAUCACCAACCAAAAGUAUCAGCAGAGAAGGAUUACGCUCAGGAUGGCUCAGUGGACCUCCAAGGCAACCCUAAAUAUCUUGCGAUCCAAGAAGGGACGAUCGUUUGCUUGUUAUUUUAUUUCAGGAUCUAUAAAUAAUGAAGCCUGUAGGUAACAACAUUGUACAACAUAUCGACCAUAGUCAAAUCAUUGGAGGUCACCAAUGGCGGGCUUAUCAUCAUCACCAAAAGUACCAGCAGACAAGGAUUACGCUCAGGAUGGCUCUGUUGACCUCAAAGGCAACCCUGUUCUACGAUCCGAGAGAGGAGGAUGGUUUGCUUGUUAUUUUAUUGUAGUUUAUGAAUUUUUUGAGAGGAUGGCAUACUACGGGAUAGCAUCGAACUUAGUUCUAUACUUGACGAGGGAGCUGCACCAAGGCACCGUGGCUUCUGCGAACAAUGUGACUUAUUGGGUCGGGACUACGUUCUUAAUGCCUGUUCUUGGUGCCUUUGUGGCAGACGUAUAUCUUGGGCGAUACUGGACCUAUCUCAUCUCCGCCGCUCUUUAUUUUACGGGGAUGUGUCUCGUGACGGUGGCAGUUUCUGUCCGGUCUCUAAGGCCACCACCCUGCAACGUUCAUGGCAAUGAAGCCACUGCCGAGUGCAAGCCAACCUCCACAUUGCAGCUGGCCGUAUUCUUCUCCGCCCUCUACAUUAUCGCAUUCGGCUCCGGUGGAACCAAGCCCAACGUCGCUACCAUCGGCGCCGACCAAUUCGACGACUUCGACCCCAGAGAACGAACUCACAAGAUCUCCUUCUUCAACUGGUGGUUCCUGAGCACCUUCCUCGGCUCCCUCUUCGCCCACGUCUUCCUGGUUUUCAUCCAAGACAACGUCGGCUGGUCCGUCGGCUACGGCAUCCCCACCGCCGGUCUCUUCCUCUCGAUCUUAAUCUUCCUCGCUGGCACUCCUUUCUACAGGCACAAGAAGGUCCACGGCAGUCCGCUCACUCAAAUGGCCCGAGUCCUCGUGGCCGCCACCAGAAAAUGGAGCGUGACUGUCCCUGAGAAUUUGGUCCAACUCCAUGAACUGAAUCAUCACAAGCUCAGAAUCCUUCCCACGAAUUCCUUGAGGUUUCUGAACAAAGCCGCUGUAAAAGUUGUUGGUCAGAUGAGGACGCGAUGGAUGCUCUGCACGGUUACCGAAGUGGAGGAGACCAAACAGAUGUUGCGGCUGUUUCCCAUAUGGAUUGCUUCCCUCAUUCCGGCCUCCAUUGCGGCUCAAACGCACACUCUCUUCGUCAAGCAAUGCACCACCCUCGAUCGCCACAUCGGCAAACACUUCCAAAUCCCUCCGGCCAGCUUCGCCACGUCCGUGACAAUAGCCAUGAUUGUGACCACUUUCCUCUACGACCGCUACUUCGUCAAGAUCAUGAAAAAGUACACUGCGAAUCCGCGAGGGAUCACCCUGCUGCAGAGGAUCGGCUUCGGAUUCUUCCUCCAUAUCGUCGCGAUGCUGGUCGCGUCGCUCACCGAGAACCGGCGACUGCGGGUUGCGAGGGAUCUAGGCCUGGUGCAGAGCGGGAAGGAAGUAAUCCCCCGCACCAUUUUCAUGCUGCUUCCGCAGUUUGCGCUCGUGGGAGUAGCUGAUUCCUUCACGAUCGUUGGGAUGAUGGAUCUCUGUUACAGCCAAGCUCCUGAGAGCAUGAAGAGCCUCGGCACCUCCUACUCCUUGACUUCAUAUGGAAUUGGGAAUUUUCUCAGCAGUGUUCUGCUCUCCUCUGUCUCUAAUAUCACCGUGAAAUUCGGCGCUCGAAAGGGAUGGAUUUUGAACAAUCUUAAUGCUUCGCACCUGGAUUACUACUAUGCGUUACUGCUACUUCUCAGUUUCUUCAACUUCCUCUUCUUCCUCUGCGUCAGUAAGCUGUAUGUGUACAAGGCUGAGGUUUUUGACCAAGAAGUUGAGGAGGAUUGCUCAGCUUAUGCGGAUAAAGUUAUUGGUGCUUGAAUCAGAUCAUAUGCGAGUGCUAUGUAAUUACAGAUUUCUGGAAUAAGAAAAAUGCUCUUUUGAUUUUCUGCCAAUUAUUUUAAACUAUAGAGGCAUUUUGUAAAAUGUACGUGAUGAUUUUUUUUUUUAGUAUUUAUAACAUUAUUACAAUCUCGCCCUUUUC